AUGGCUUCACGAGACUCUCCGGGCUCUCCCCUGUCCUCCGUGGGCUCUAUUGAGGGAUCAGACCAUGAAGACAGUCGCGCGCACUCGCCCUCGAUGUCAAACAUGCCGCCCUCGAAACGGCGUCGCACCAAUCCUCCCUUGAUCAAUAGAGACCGACACACACCUCAAUCCUCAGUUUGUGAUGAGAACCACCCACCCCCAUCCCCGACAGCCUCAAUCUCCUCCGACAGCUCCGCCGACAUCCCCAACUCUCCUAGCCUCCUUGCUCUCCUAGGGACCAAUCAAGAAGAUGAUUAUAGUGGACAAAGCACCGACCAAGUCACCAUCUGCCGCUGGGACGGAUGCGCUGCUGGUGACCUCGGCAACAUGGAUGGGUUGGUGUCUCACCUCCACAAUGAGCACAUCGGGAGCCGACAGAAACGGUACUCCUGCGAGUGGACCGACUGUACUCGCAAAGGUCAAACACACGCCAGCGCCUACGCAUUACGCGCACACAUGAGAAGCCACACCCGCGAGAAACCCUUCUACUGCACUCUCCCAGAAUGUGACCGCAACUUCACCCGCUCCGAUGCCCUAACCAAGCACAUGCGCUCCGUCCACGAAACAGACACCAUGCGUCCCAACGACGCAAUCGCAAAAGUCGGCGCUCCCAGCACAACCGGCACACCAGCGUCCAAGCUGCAGCGCAUCCGCCUGAAGCUCACACAGCCCCGGGAGCCAGGCACAGAGCACGAACCACACCACGUCGAAGCACCAGUGAUCAUCCCACCACUAACGGAGCACGAGCUAGAAGAAAACUCCAUGCCGGAAUUUGGACCCGAGCUUGAUUUCGAUGAAUAUGAACUCGCUCUUCCCCCACGCGACCUGUACCGUCUACUUCGGCGCCAGAUUGCGUGGGCCGGGAAAGAAACUGCUCAAUUGCAGGCUGAGUGGGAGGUACUACGGCCACAGCGCGAGGCAGCAUGGCGCGAGAAAGAGGCCAUCUUUGAUGAUCUCAUUGAUGCCGAGAUUGGGCUUUUGAGUGCUAUGGUCGGCUCUGUCCCGCCUGCGCAUCUCACCACUAGUCUCGAGAAGUUGCAGAGACAGCAACAGCAGUUCCAGAGUCAGCAGGAGCAGCUUGCUAAGGCAGCCGAGGUUCCUCAUGUCGAGGGUGCUUAG
Penicillium soppii is the source of this 1158-nucleotide messenger RNA. Its product is annotated as C2H2-type zinc finger protein. Bases 1 to 1158 code for a protein of 385 amino acids. Gene Ontology annotation, molecular function: RNA polymerase II cis-regulatory region sequence-specific DNA binding; DNA-binding transcription factor activity, RNA polymerase II-specific. NCBI's taxonomy places the organism in Eukaryota, Fungi, Ascomycota, Eurotiomycetes, Eurotiales, Aspergillaceae. Gene Ontology annotation, cellular component: nucleus. The transcript has 2 exons. The record is from RefSeq and is a predicted model, not a curated record. Gene Ontology annotation, biological process: regulation of transcription by RNA polymerase II.